GCUGCGGAGCCAUGAGCCGCGUCACCGUCUCCCUGGCGCUGGCCCUGCUGCUGUGCGGGGCCCAGGGCUUCCUCCUGCCCAACGCCACCCGCCUGGAGAGGCUGCUCGGCAAGUACCGGCAGGCCGAGCCCCACGCGCGCGUGCGCAGGGCCAUCCCCAGGGAGGACCGCGAGGAGAUCCUCAUGCUGCACAACAAGCUGCGCGGCCAGGUGUACCCUCCGGCCUCCAACAUGGAGUACAUGACCUGGGAUGAAGAGCUGGAGCGGUCGGCGGCCGCCUGGGCCCAGGAGUGCGUCUGGGAGCACGGCCCGUCCAGCCUGCUGGUGUCCAUCGGGCAGAACCUGGCUGUGCACUGGGGCAGGUACCGCUCUCCCGGCUUCCACGUGCAGUCCUGGUACGACGAGGUGAAGGACUACACCUACCCCUACCCGCAGGAGUGCAACCCCUGGUGCCCGGAGCGCUGCUCGGGCGCCAUGUGCACGCACUACACGCAGAUCGUCUGGGCCACCACCAACAAGAUCGGCUGUGCCGUGCACACCUGCCGCACCAUCAACGUCUGGGGCGACCUGUGGGAGAACGCCGUCUACCUCGUGUGCAAUUACUCUCCCAAGGGGAACUGGAUCGGAGAAGCCCCCUACAAGACCGGCCGGCCCUGCUCCGAGUGCCCGCCCAGCUUCGGGGGAGGCUGCAGGAACAACCUGUGCUACCGAGAGCCCGCCAAGCAGAAACCCGAGACAGACGAGAUGAAUGAGGUGGAGACGGCGCCCGCGCCCAAGGAGACGGCCGACCGGCUCCAGCCCAGGGUGGUCAGGCCCACGAAACCCAAGAAGACCCCCGCCGUCAGCUACAUGACCCAGGACAUCGGCUGUGACACCCAGAUGAAGAACAAGUGCAGAGGGUCCACGUGCAACCGGUACCGGUGCCCGGCAGGCUGUCUCGCGAGCAAGGCGAAGGUGUUCGGAUCCCUGUUUUACGAGAGUGCUUCCAGCAUCUGCCGGGCCGCCCUCCACCACGGCGUCCUGGACGACCGAGGGGGCCUGGUGGACAUCACCAGGAACGGCAUGGCGCCCUUCUUCGUCAAGUCCCAGAAGAACGGCGUGGAGUCCCUGAGCAAAUACAAGCCUUCCAGUUCGUUCCUGGUGUCAAAGGUGAAAGAGCAGGCCCUGGACUGCUACGCCACGGUCGCGCAGCUCUGCCCGUUUGCGAAGCCGGCUACCCACUGCCCACGAAUCCUCUGUCCGGCCGGCUGUCGGGACCAGCCACCCCACUGGGCCUCUGUGUUUGGCAGCAACAUCUACGCUGAUGUGAGUAGGGCCCUUGGUGCCCCUCAGCCCCGUGGAGCCCAGCAUCCCGCGGGGCUCUGUGGCCUCAUCUUACCAGACUGCCCUUCCGUUUGA
This is a messenger RNA of Perognathus longimembris pacificus (Pacific pocket mouse), 1397 nucleotides long. RefSeq names its product cysteine rich secretory protein LCCL domain containing 2 (gene Crispld2). NCBI's taxonomy places the organism in Eukaryota, Metazoa, Chordata, Mammalia, Rodentia, Heteromyidae. Bases 12 to 1397 code for a protein of 461 amino acids. Gene Ontology annotation, cellular component: extracellular region. The record is from RefSeq and is a predicted model, not a curated record. The transcript has 12 exons.